This is a messenger RNA of Ailuropoda melanoleuca (giant panda), 3185 nucleotides long. RefSeq names its product deuterosome assembly protein 1 (gene DEUP1). Gene Ontology annotation, cellular component: deuterosome; centriole. The record is from RefSeq and is a predicted model, not a curated record. Gene Ontology annotation, biological process: centriole replication; de novo centriole assembly involved in multi-ciliated epithelial cell differentiation. Bases 404 to 2152 code for a protein of 582 amino acids. The transcript has 13 exons. NCBI's taxonomy places the organism in Eukaryota, Metazoa, Chordata, Mammalia, Carnivora, Ursidae.
CGGGGUGGGCCGGGCGGGGGGUGACCCCGGCGUUCCUGCUCCGGGGGCCUCAGACCUCUCGGGAGAGCGCGGCGCAGCGCAGGUAACCCGCCCCGGCCUCCGCGACCCUGCGACCCCCGGUCCUCCACCUCGCCCCUCCGACAGGCCUGCCCAGGGCGGGGGGCCGGGGACCCCUACCGGCCGGCCGCUGCGCGGGGGUCUGGACGUGAACCGUGCGCGGUCCGGCGGGGGCGCGCGCCGGCGGGGAGAGCCCGGGGUGUCCGCGGGGUAGCGCAGAACCCAGAGCCGGGUCUCCCCGGGGGAGCAGGUGUGGGUUCUAGCUGUGCGGCCUUGGGCGAGUCACCUAGCUUGGCUGUGCCUCCGUUUCCCUGACGUUAAAAUUAAAAAUCAGGAAACAAAUCAGAUGCAGCAGUUUCUUGACAUGGAGAACCAAGCCCAGAAUACGAUGGGAGCUUCUCCUUGUGAGGCCGAACUUCAGGAAUUAAUGGAACAAAUUGACAUCAUGGUAAGCAACAAAAAAUUGGAUUGGGAAAGGAAAAUGCGGGCUUUGGAGACACGAUUAGAUCUUCGGGAUCAAGAGUUGGCGAACGCGCAAACUUGUUUGGACCGGAAAGGUCAAGAGGUGGGGUUACUCAGACAGAAGUUGGACAGUCUGGAGAAAUGUAACUUAGCAAUGACGCAAAAUUAUGAAGGACAACUGCAAACCCUAAAAGCUCAAUUUUCCAAACUGACGAAUAGCUUUGAGAAACUGAGACUACACCAGAUGAAACAAAGUAAAGUUCGGCGGAAGGAGUUACCACACCUCAAAGAAGAAAUACCCUUUGAACUGAGCAAUUUGAACCAGAAAUUAGAGGAAUUUAGAGCGAAGUCAAGAGAAUGGGACAAGCAAGAGAUACUGUAUCAGACUCACCUGGUAUCUUUAGAUGCUCAACAAAAAUUAUUAUCUGAGAAGUGUAAUCAAUUUCAGAAACAGGCACAAAGUUACCAAACUCAACUCAGCGGUAAAAAACAGUGCAUAGAAGACAGCAGCUCGGAAGACCCUCCUCGGUUGACAUGUGACCCGGAUCACAGUUGCAAAACCAGUGAAAGAGAUGAGUUCAUUAUUGAAAAACUGAAGUCGGCUAUGAGUGAAAUAGCGUUAAGCAGGAAUAAGUUACAGGAUGAAAAUCAGAAGCUCCUGCAAGAACUGAAGAUGUACCAAAGACAGUGCCAGGCCAUGGAAGCAGGACUCUCAGAGGUGAAAAGUGAGUUACAAUCACGUGAUGAUCUCUUGAGAAUUAUAGAAAUGGAACGAUUGCAGCUGCACAGAGAAUUAUUAAAAAUAGGAGAGUGCCAAAAUACUCAAGAAAGUAAGAAAAGACUUGAGUCACCUUAUUCACCUUCUACUAAAGAACCAGAAAGGAAAAGGAAAGAGCCGUUUUCAGUGACCCUAGAUCAACCAAAUCAUGAAAAAGAAUUGAACAAGAUAAGAAGCCAACUCUAUCAGGAGGAAGAGUACCAUGGCUCUGAGCAGGAAAGAAUGAGGAACGAAAUCUCUGACCUAACAGACGAGCUUCAUCAGAAGGAGAUCACUAUAGCAACUAUCAUGAAGAAAGCUGCCCUUCUGGAAAGACAGUUAAAAAUGGAGUUAGAAAUAAAAGAAAAAAUGUUAGCAAAACAACAGAGUAUGGACUUCACUAACAGGGAACAUUCAAGGCAUGCAUCUAUUAACAAGCUGGAAUAUGAGAAUGAAAGGCUCCGAAAUGAUCUUGCAAAACUUCGUGCCAAUGGCAAAUCAGCAUGGGCUAACCAAAAUACCUAUGAGGAAAUGGGACAGUACACCUAUCAAAACCAAAUAAAAAUGGAAAAACAUGAAGAAAGACUCAGCCAAGAUCGUGAGCCAAACAGAAGCGCGACGCCACCACUGCCACUUUUGCCGUUUCAAACCAAAGAAAUGACAAGUCCCCUGGUUAGUGACGACGAAAUGUUCCCACUGUCUCCCCCAGAUAUAGUCUUCCCAGCCUCUCUGGCUGCACAGCAUUUCCUUCUGGAGGAAGAGAAGCGAGCGAAAGAAUUUGAGAAACUUCUAAAUACACAUAUUGAUGAACUGCAAAGACAUACAGAAUUUACUCUUAAUAAAUACACCAAGCUAAAACAAAAUAGACACAUAUGAGCUUUUAAACUCUUUUAUUUGUUUCCCCCACCCUAAGAAAAAAAGCUCUGGCAAAAUAUUUACAAAGCUGAAUAAUGCAACUGAGAAAUUUUGUUCUGUUUUCUUAAGUAAAUCAUUUCUGUUAGGCAGCUAGAAAAUAGUAAGUAUUUUGUUCGAUAAAGCUGUUUGUAUUUCUGCAUUUACAUAAUAAAUUGUUUGGCUAUAGAGUUACGAUAAAAUAAACAUGACUACUCCAAAAGAGAUUUGUUUCCCAGUCUAAGGAAUAUUGUGGAAUUACAUAUGGGGGUUUUCCCCCACUUGAAUCAUGUACACUGAAACCCAUUUCCUCUGUAACAACAUAAAAUGAGGGAAAGGGAAUGCCGCAUUCCAAAUACCAAUGCCUCGAGUGCGGCUCAGUUGUUCUAGGUUUGAAAACUCAAGGAUUUUUUAAAAAUGAAAGACAUUAUUUUAAGCUAUGUCAACAUCCUAAAAGUUCUUUUAGAAAAAGAAAAGUACAGCUUUACUGGUUCUGCAUUCAUCCUUGUAAUGUCUCUGUUUUAACACAAGAAGACGUGGAACGUGCUUUUUACACACUUAACAUAUAUGCGCCAAUCAGAGAUUAAUGCUGUCCUGUUAGUACUAAUGACUUCAUGGACACGAACAAGAUCAAGAAGAUAUAAAACAUUACCAUUGUGACAAUCUCCUCUGUAAUACCUCUGUUUUUAAUACAAUAAAGGAAUACGAAAUUCUGUGGACUGAAAACAUAAAUGCCAAAUCUGUAUACAACAGUAAUAGCAUGGUAGUGGACAAUAAAAUUCAAGUUACAAACAUAUAAGCAUGAUAAUCCCUUCUUCUUUCUUUAAAAAUGACAUUUAUAUAAAGCUUAUGAAAAAUCCCUCUAUACUCAAGGUAAGUCCUACAGCUUUUAUAGUUUUCUUUUUCCCUUUGAAAAGACUGAAUCUCGACAUACUGAAAGAUGAGGUCAAGAUGUCUUUAGAUAACAAAGUGUCAUUGUCAUGUGAAAAAUGCAGAGCCCUGUUCCCUUUAAGUGAUG